CUUUUUCCCAUCUAAUCUAGGGUUUCCAUUCCCACUGAAUUCUCCCUAUAAAAAAUUUCAACAUCAUUUAUGGAGUCCGACCCGAAGGUAUGCUUGUCAUUUUCUGCUACAGUUAAUUUACUUAUCCUCCAAUAAUUUUAUUUCAUUUUUCCCUCGCUUUUAUGGUUAUAACUUUUCAGUUUCCUUUCGAACGCAUUGAAUUGAACGCCCAUUGAGUUUAAUUCAACCCUGGAAGUAGUUUGAUUCCAGAAUUUAUUUCCGUUUGUUCGAUAAUCCCUUGUGCUGGAAUGAUUGUUGCUCGUUCUCGAUCUUGUUUCGGAUUAAUUCCAGGAGAAUCUCGUAAUCCUACGUUAGGAAACAAGUUAUUGUCGGAGUAGAUGGGUUUGAAAAGCGAGUGCUCAGCUGACGAGUCUGUGGAAGAUAAUGAAGAAAUUUCUAGUGACCCCUCUAAAUUUACAAUUUUUACUGAAAAAUCUGAGGUGCACAGAAUUGGGUAUUUUGUGGUGGAAAAUAAUGAUUAUGGUGAGUCGUUUCAUAAGGUGAAGCAAAAUCUAAUUGAUGUUACAGUGAACGCUAGUCCUCAUGGCGUGGACCCGACCAGUAAAGGUCGUGGCUUGAAGAAAGGGAGAAGGAUCAAGAGAGAACCCAAGAAGGGCAGGGGUAGUGAUGUAAUUACGCACAACUCAUCAAAUUCAGAGGUAAGCUCAAAUAAACGUCCGCAGAAUGGUGAACUGAAUCAGGGAAGACAGGGUUCUGUUUCCUCCACAAAUGGGGAUUCUGGUUUUGGGCCGGGCCCACCUCUAGCCACUGGGGUCGACUCGGCCAGUUGGGGACGGGUCAAAAUCGAGAAGGAGAACUCUCAUUCCAGCCUGGAAUCUGACUCGCGAAGCUCCAAUUUUUUGUUUGUGCAGGGAACUCACUCCUUGAAUAACAGGAUGCAGGAUGAGAAUGGAGAUGACAUGGCAGGAGGCGAAGAGGCAGAUGGCGGAGGAUGUGAAAGUGGUGUUGCUGACUCUUCUUCAGAGGUCAAAGGGGAAAGGAGCGAGAAUCAUGGGUCAUUCAGUGAUGGAGAUUCUCUAGAUAAGUCCUUGUUUGAACUUGAGUCUGCACAAGCAGCACUCGAGAAAGAGCUACAAAAGCUUAAGGAAAUGGGGGAAGAUAUUUCGGCCCAUGAUUUCAUCUCAGAUUCGAGCAUGGAAUUUGUGGACAAUGAACAGCAAACAAGCUCUAAGCAGUUACUGGGUGAGGGCGCACACAGUUUUUCCCAAUCCAUGCAAUCUGAGGUCUUACAAAGUACGAGCAGGGUUUUGGAAACAGAAAUUGAAGACCUAUUUAAGCAAAAAAUCGAAGCUGAGGUGGAAUAUAUAGCAAUUUCAAAAGCUGUCCAAAAGCUGAGGGUGGCCACUGUAGAUCAGGUUACAAUUUUGGAAGAACAAAAAGCUCUGGCUUCAGAGCAAACACAAAUGCUUGAUAAACUUGGGGCUGCUGAGAAUAAAGCUUCCAUGCUUAAGAAAGAAGCCGAGAAGUUGGAAUGUAUUUGCCAAGACAUAGCCCAUGCAAAUGAGGUAAUGAAGCUACAGAAAGGGGUUUGUAAGUACAGUUCGUAUUUCUUGGUGCAGUUAGUAUUGUUUCUAGUUAUGUUUGUAGCCUUGGUAUUUCAGUUAUCGCCUAGUUAUGUGGAAGUUGUUCCCACUUAGCUGUAGGAAUAGUUUCACACUUUCUCUUACUUUGAAUAUGUUUUAUUUGGUUUUUUCUUGAAUAUUUUUAGUGAUAGAUUUGUUUUAGUGCUCGUGGUAGCUUGUCUUGGAAGUGGUCUGUACAGAUCGAAUGUCCGAGUAUAGUUAAUUCGGGCAGCUCUUAUUUUGCAGUGUAUUGAAUUUUAUUUAUUUAUUUUUUUAAAACCUUCAUUCACAUUGAGUUAGGCUGGUGAUUUAAUGAACUGCUCAUAAUAUGGAAAAAGCAAGUGUUCCAGUCGAUAUGGAGACGGUAGGAAGUCUUGGAGACAUUUUUGCGACUUGGGUUCCUUUNUUAGUU
Messenger RNA from Striga asiatica, 2034 nucleotides. The record is from the annotation of a GenBank genome assembly. NCBI's taxonomy places the organism in Eukaryota, Viridiplantae, Streptophyta, Magnoliopsida, Lamiales, Orobanchaceae.